CUCAGGCCGAACCACGCCCUCUGGAAGUCCGCUGAGCCAAAGAGAACUGCCCGCAGGCCCAGGGUUUGAGUUUGGGGUAUAAAAGAGGCAGAGGUGGACCUGCCUGUCAGAUGGUUUGUUGUUGUUCUGUCUGCCAGGUCAAGAAGGGGGGGAUGUGAGAGUGAGAACUUUAACAAGGUGACCAGGAAACAGGAGAACUAAAACGACGUCCAAUCUGAUGGAGCUCCAGAAGCCGUAACUUUAGAAAGACAAGGGGUUUGUCACACCAGGUGGUCAAGCUCGAGUAUUACGGUGUCUUUUUAGAGGUUGUUGGACGGUACAAUGAGAGAAGAGGUGUCCUGCACCAACUCCCCUGAAGGAGGUCUGGGGGCAAGUGAAGAGGAACUGGAAAGAGGAUCAAAGAAGAGCCACCAACAAGGAAACCGAAAACGCUCGCCUUAUCCUAAGAAGGAGAGCCUUAGUCAGGCGGAGGAGAGCAGCACCGGCAGCCCGAACAGCCUGCUGCCGUCCGGGCCAAAGAGGUUGAAGAAGAGCCCUUCAACGGUUGUGUCGUUGGCCCCCACUUCCCUUGGACCCCGGCUGGACCAGCCUUUUGAGGACCUCCACUCCCAGCGUGUCAUCGCUAACGUGCGAGAGCGCCAGCGCACUCAGUCCCUGAAUGAUGCCUUCGCCUCUCUACGCAAGAUCAUCCCAACUCUACCAUCAGACAAACUGAGCAAGAUCCAGAUCCUCAAGCUGGCCUCACGCUACAUCGACUUCCUGUACCAGGUGCUCCAGAGCGAUGAGAUGGAUGCCAAACUGGCCAGCUGCAACUACCUGGCCCACGAAAGACUGAGCUACGCCUUUUCUGUGUGGAGGAUGGAGGGGGCCUGGGCUAUGUCUGCGAGCCACUAGGACCCCAUAGCAUGCCUCUCUUCUAAACCCUGUCCACGUCUCUACCCUACCACCUGUGUCUCUUUAUGCACCCUUUACUGACCUCUGAGUUCCUCCUGUCAGUCUGAAAUUCACCUUUACGUCUUACACUUUUGCAGAAUUUCAGUCUUUUUCUUCUGCUCUCCUCCAUUGUUUCCUCUCUCCCUUGUCUAUCUCACAGUUUAAUGCAGAGCAACAAGACGCUCCACUGCAGCCUUUCAGAAAAUGGAAAAUUCUCUGCAAUCAAAGAAGAAAUUUGUCCCCACUUCAAGAGACAAUCCCCCUUUUUCAAACCUCUCUUCCUCUUUGGACACUGAGAUGUAUCUCAACAGCUCGACUCUAACAGAUCUUGUGUUUCUGAAACACUGCUGAGGACUUUAAAAUAAAAAGUCGAGCUUUGAACAUUUUAAAUGACACAAACAAACAGCUGGCCUGCGUUGACAAUGAAACAAAAUGGCUGCUGGUUCGAGUGCCUUUGGGUAUCACCGUGAUAACCGUCACCCACCCGGCUCUCCUCCUCCUCCUCCUCCUCUUCGGGUGACUCCCUGUGCCAGACAGACGUUAAGAUGACUGAUGAUAAUGGCACUGUGAUGGUUAGAAGGCGGUCACAGCCAAUGAAUGUUUACAGCUAAAAUGCUAAUAAGCUAAUCGCUCCGGCUCUCUGAGGCCCGUCUUUGUGGGAAGAAGAGGAGCACGAGGAAUGUGGCGCAGAUCUCUACUCUGUUGUGCUGUAGUAACUGGAUAGCUUUGUGUGUAUUUUGGAUUUUUAAAAAGUGUAUCUGUAUGUGAAUUUGGUGUAUGCACACUGUAUUACUUUAAUUCUGCUCUAGCGUUAUCAUGCGUAACACUCUGCUUUAUGCUGAAAAUGUCCAUGGGAAAAAAAGGUCUUAAAACCACUGCUGACUUAUUUUCACUUCCAGAUUGUGUAACCUUCAAGCUUUGCAGAAUUUGUAUUUUUAAUGCAAGAAAAUCUGAAUAAUGUGUCGUUUUUUUCCUGCAGCUUAAAGAAAUAUCUGAGCAGUUUAAGUAGUCUUAUUAACGCUUAAAUGAGUCCCUUUUUAACUGUUUUGCAUUGCUUUUAAAACUUCGUGUCAACGCCUGUGGACAAUAAAAGUUUUCUUGACGUCA
Molecule: messenger RNA, 2040 nt
Organism: Cheilinus undulatus (humphead wrasse)
Lineage: Eukaryota; Metazoa; Chordata; Actinopteri; Labriformes; Labridae
Product: twist-related protein 2-like
Exons: 2
Coding region: 322-894 (190 amino acids)
Biological process (GO): developmental process; regulation of transcription by RNA polymerase II
Molecular function (GO): protein dimerization activity; DNA-binding transcription factor activity, RNA polymerase II-specific; RNA polymerase II transcription regulatory region sequence-specific DNA binding
Source: RefSeq, a predicted model, not a curated record